CUUAUUCACAAUGUGGCGGCGUUGGAUAUACGGGUGGAACGUGCUGCCCAAUGGGGUGGUCUUGCCAGACACAGAAUUCAUACUAUGCCCAGUGUCUUAGCGGCACCGUGAGCAUACACAUCCCAUGCCUGAUCUUGAGGAACCGCUAAUCCUCUCAAAGCCAACUAGCUCGACCGGUUCGGGUGUGUCGACAGGUCCGUCGUCGACAUCAAACUCACCAAGCACCAGGACGACUCCCUACCGCACGUCCACAACCUUCCUGACGGGUAAAGCCAUAUCAACCCACACGCAACUGCCCUAUACCACGCUCGAAUGCGGUAAUGCGGACUGCGGCUCCGGAACUAUCUUCCCUGAUAUUACCACCGUCAACAGCAGUAUGCCCUGGCACUACAGCCGAUCUACCCAUUUCGGAGAAACCCCCGCCGGCGCGUGCGGGUUUGGUUUGUACGGCAUGUGCACAACCGCCAACGUCUCGGGCAUCGACUUGGGCGCCGACUGUGCCCUAUUCUGCACGAUGUACCCGGAUAUGUGCGCGGAUCCAGCCAAUGCCACACUUAGAGGCAACUUCGCGGCGCCAAAUGGCGACUACUACACGCAGUUUUGGCCCAUGCUGCCAUCCUUAUCUGUUGGGGAAGAGCAGGAUAACUAUCUCUCGUGCGGCGAGUGCUUUGAGCUGGUACGCACCUAUGAUAACGGAAGCCUUUACGCCCCCAACGAGGCAGGUUACGCGCCGCCAAUUAUCCUUGAGAUUGUGGAUAGCUGCCCAUGUGAGGCGAAUCCCAAGUGGUGUUGUGGGCCAAGUGUCGACCAAUGCCAAGAAGUCGACGCUUUCACAUAUGGCUGCCCGCUCCCCAGCGGCUCUAUCCACCUCGACCUCUCCGACGUGGCUAUGGCCCGCGCACAGGCCGGCGUGCUCGUCGAGGGUGUGAUCCCGACGCAGUACAAGCGUGUGCCGUGUCCAAAGGCGGGUAACGUGUAUGUGUGGCUCCGCGGCGGCGCCGGGCCCUACUGGAUCCAGAUCACGGCCGUAAAUGCAGCCGGCCUCGGCUCGAUCGUGGGUUUCGAGAUCCGACCGGACGGGCAGUCGGAGUGGCUCGCUCUCAUCCAGGAGGACGACUACCCGGCCGGCCACCCGCAGGAGCGGUACGGCGCCUGGACGCUGCCGCCCAAUGCCCCGUAUAUCAACCUGCCGCUGGGGAUACGACUCACGAGCGCGACCGGCGAACAGAUUGUCAACGAGCGCGUUAUCACGAGCUGGACCGCGCCUGCAUCAGCAAUCCAGGGGUAUUGGUAUAUCGACAUGGGGACACAGUUCACUCUGCUCUGAGUUGGAGAUACGGAAAAUGGAGUGAAAUUGAUAUGUUGCAGGGGAGCGCGAAAUGGGCCCCCAAUUCGGACUUUCACUUGCACAACUUGUACUGUUCGUUCGGUUUUAGGCUAAGAACUAUAGUUUGCUUCUGGGAAGGUGGUGAGAAGAAGUAAUCUUGCUGCCGCUACUUGGAGGGCUCUACUAACUAAUAUUUGCGCUCCACGAGGGGUGUCCGGGUUUUGGCAUUUGCUCUAUUAACCUUUAUUAGUAAAAUAUUUAUUUUCCGAAUUUUAAGUAAAACUUCCACUAAUAACAAUAUUUAUAAAAUAGUGAAAAG
Molecule: messenger RNA, 1646 nt
Organism: Hyaloscypha bicolor E
Lineage: Eukaryota; Fungi; Ascomycota; Leotiomycetes; Helotiales; Hyaloscyphaceae
Exons: 4
Coding region: 125-1327 (400 amino acids)
Source: RefSeq, a predicted model, not a curated record